GAGCUCCCGCCUCCGCCCGCGCCUUCUUCCCUUCCCGCCCUGCCGCGUCGACGCCCUUCAGUCUUCCCUCAGAGCCGCGUCUCCCUGUCCCGUUACAGCUGAGGUAACCGCUACCACAGCCAUGUACCGUUGCUUGGGGGAGCUCCUGGCACCCGUUCGCGCGGCCGGCGCCGGCUCGACGGCGCUGUCCGGCGCGGAGCCUUGCGCGGCGGGCCUGCUGGCGGCGAGCGGUCCGGGCGGCGGCGGUGGCAGCAGCAGCAGCCGCCGCCGCUACAGCCAGGCGGUGGAGCGGGAGGACGACCCCAACUUCUUCAAGAUGGUGGAGGGCUUCUUCGACCGCGGCGCUGGCAUCGUGGAGGACAAGCUGGUGGAGGGGCUGCGCACCCGCGAGAGCCCCGAGGAGAAGCGGCACCGCGUCCGCGGCAUCCUGCGCAUCAUCAAGCCCUGCAACCACGUGCUCAGCGUCUCCUUCCCCAUCAAGCGCGACAACGGCGAGUGGGAAGUGAUCGAGGGCUACCGGGCGCAGCACAGCCAGCACCGCACCCCCUGCAAGGGAGGUAUUCGCUACAGCACAGAAGUGAGUGUUGAUGAAGUGAAAGCUUUGGCCUCUCUAAUGACAUACAAAUGUGCAGUGGUUGAUGUGCCAUUUGGUGGGGCAAAGGCUGGUGUUAAGAUCAAUCCUAGGCAUUAUACAGAUAAUGAAUUGGAAAAAAUCACAAGACGUUUUACCAUUGAACUAGCAAAGAAGGGCUUUAUUGGACCCGGGGUUGAUGUGCCUGCCCCUGACAUGAGCACUGGUGAAAGGGAGAUGUCCUGGAUUGCAGACACCUAUGCCAACACCAUAGGACACUAUGAUAUUAAUGCUCAUGCAUGUGUCACGGGAAAGCCAAUCAGCCAAGGUGGUAUCCAUGGCCGUAUAUCUGCCACAGGCCGUGGUGUCUUCCAUGGAAUUGAGAACUUCAUUAAUGAAGCAUCGUAUAUGAGCCUCUUGGGAAUGACUCCAGGAUUUGGGGAUAAGACAUUUGCUAUCCAGGGAUUUGGCAAUGUAGGUUUGCACUCCAUGAGGUACCUUCAUCGAUACGGUGCGAAGUGUGUUGCCAUUGGAGAAAAGGAUGGUGCUAUCUGGAAUCCUGAUGGACUUGACCCUAAGGAGUUGGAAGAUUACAAAUUGCAACAUGGAUCAAUUCUCACCUACCCAAAGGCACAACCCCUGGACUGCCACAUCCUGGAAGCAGAUUGUGACAUCCUUAUCCCAGCUGCCAGUGAAAAACAGCUAACAAAGGCCAAUGCCCAUAAAGUCAAAGCAAAAAUAAUUGCUGAAGGUGCUAAUGGACCCACAACUCCUGAAGCAGAUAAAAUUUUCUUGGAACGGAAUAUCAUGGUUAUUCCGGAUCUUUAUUUGAAUGCUGGUGGUGUGACUGUGUCUUAUUUUGAGUGGUUGAAGAACCUGAACCAUGUCAGCUAUGGCCGAUUGACCUUUAAAUAUGAAAGGGACUCGAACUACCACUUGCUAAUGUCUGUCCAGGAGAGCUUGGAAAGAAAGUUUGGGAAACAUGGUGGAAGUAUUCCAGUUGUGCCUACUGCAGAAUUCCAAGACAGGAUAUCUGGUGCAUCUGAAAAAGACAUUGUUCAUUCUGGCUUGGCCUACACCAUGGAGCGUUCUGCUAGGCAAAUUAUGCGUACUGCCAUGAAGUACAAUCUGGGUCUAGACCUGAGAACUGCUGCCUACGUCAAUGCAAUUGAGAAGGUCUUCAAGGUGUACAAUGAAGCUGGUCUGACCUUCACAUAAAUGGAUAGUCCGUCUUUGCCUGGCACCCUGCUGUGUACCCUCUUCAGAAAGCUUAUUGCAAGUUUACAGAUAUGAUAUAACCACAGAAAUCCCUCUUUUCUCACUUAACUAUAGUGGAUAUGAUUCUCAGUUACUUUCCAUUCGGGUUAGUCCUCUUUUAUAAUGAAAGACAACAAUUCCAUGGAUUUAGGGAUUCAUGCCAGGAGAGAACAUCUGCACUUGUGGGGGUUCUGGGGGUUUUCUGAAAUUUAAAAGGUACCUUUUUAUUGUAUGAACCUGUGGUCUUGCCACAAUAAGCAACCUAGCUAGCUAAGCUCCAGGUUGCACAUUGUGUACUAUUGGAGUACUUGGCUUACAAUCCAUGCACUUUGGUUUCAAACAAUGUAUCUCUCUUAGGGUUGGCACUUUGAGUAAAGGCCUUGGAUGAUCAAUGCAGUGGCAUUAUCAAAGACAGAAUGGGCCUCCUGCAGGGAAUAACUUUGAUAGGAUUCUCAUUUUUACACUUAGCAGAGCUAUAGGCCUGGUUCUCUUUAGGCAAUGUAUGUGUUUCUUUAUAAUCUGUGCUCCUGCUACAAGGCUGACUCUAAAUCAUGUCCUCAUCCUGAACUUGACUCAAGCACUACAGUGUGCAACUAGAACGAUGAGUUCCAGGAGUUAGUAUUUUUAUAAGCUGAAGCAGUAUCAUCGUUGUACAGACAUCCAGUGGAAUUACCUUUUGUGUUUAAUCUCAUCUCUGCAUACUCAUUUUGCUUGUUCUUUUGUUUUUAAGAACGGUAUGUUCCUGAGCAUAAUCUUAAGUAGUCCAAAGAACUUGUGUAGCCUCUUGCUUCCCUCAGUGGUGAAUUAUUUUCUGGAAUGCUUUUAGCAUUAGCUUAUUGCCUCAAUGAACAAUUAAAGUAACAAUUGUUGCCAAUGAGGAGGCUGGCUGCUAUUGGGAACCUUAUGUAGGGUCUUAACACACUUUCAGAUCCCUUUGUUUGGAUGUUUUGCAUAUUCUGAACAUAAAGGAUUUAGCAAAGAGGCCAUCAAAACAGGAUUAGAUGGUACAGUUGAGGAUUUUUUUACAAGGUCCUUUGUCCAGAGGAGUCCUAUUAAGUGCCAGAUGUAUUUAUGUAACAAAUAUGAAUGUUUUUUAAAACAAACCCAGGCCCACCCAGGAACUCAUGCUUUUUUCUAGCUACUUUGUAACUCAUGACAUAACAUGGUAACAAAAGCAAUUAUUAAAAGCUGACCUUUCCAAACAUA
Messenger RNA from Varanus komodoensis (Komodo dragon), 3034 nucleotides. RefSeq names its product glutamate dehydrogenase 1 (gene GLUD1). Gene Ontology annotation, molecular function: L-glutamate dehydrogenase (NAD+) activity. The record is from RefSeq and is a predicted model, not a curated record. Gene Ontology annotation, cellular component: mitochondrion. Lineage: Eukaryota; Metazoa; Chordata; Lepidosauria; Squamata; Varanidae. The transcript has 13 exons. Gene Ontology annotation, biological process: L-glutamate catabolic process. Bases 122 to 1789 code for a protein of 555 amino acids.